Messenger RNA from Neltuma alba, 1349 nucleotides. RefSeq names its product biotin carboxyl carrier protein of acetyl-CoA carboxylase. The transcript has 9 exons. The record is from RefSeq and is a predicted model, not a curated record. The coding region runs from base 274 to 1089 and encodes 271 amino acids. Lineage: Eukaryota; Viridiplantae; Streptophyta; Magnoliopsida; Fabales; Fabaceae.
GUAUCCAGCAUUCCCUUCAUUCAGUUCAUUCAAGAUUUCAAGGAAGUAGUAUUGGUUGAGCGGCUGCGGGGUUUAACGGCCGUGUUUUCCUUCUUCUUUUUCUUCUCCUCUCUUUUUCUUGUGCUACCGGCAUUGGCACUUCCCUUACUCCUUUUGUGAGCCUUUUGAGCCUUCAAAUUCCGUUCUCGAACCUUCUUCACUUGCUUCCCAGAUUCCGCAACCGCUUACCCUUUUUACGGUUUUCUAUUUCCCUCCCCUUCCGGUCGAUUUCCAAUGGCUUCGUGUAGCUUAGGGACGUCAAAUAUUAAACUGCUCAACUUAGGCACAGCUGGUAAACGAGUCGGAAUAUCACAACAGUAUGGUAUAAGAAGUUGGACCAGUAGGAAGUCACUACAAAACACCCAUUUGAUUGCAUCACAACGAUCAGUUAAAUUUUUAACUGCAUGCAGUGGCCCAUCAUUAAAAAUCCAGUCUGCUACAAGUUCAGAAGAUGAUUCUAAAGAGGUUAAGUCUUCUGGCCCAAUAAGUGAACUUAUUCCCAGUUUCAAUGAGGUGCAAUUUCUGCUCAAUGAAGUGUGUGACACAAAAUCAGUUCAGGAACUAGAAUUGAAGCUUGCUGGGUUCCACCUGCAUGUAGUGCGGAAUUUUGCCGAGCAAAGUACAACUGUACCUCCUUCAACAUCCCCUUCUGUUAGUGCAAACACUGUCACAGAAUCAUCUGAUUUGAAUGGAUCAGCUUCCACGUCAUCUUUGGCCAUCUCUAAACCAGAAGCUUCUUCGGGGAGUAAGGGACUUCUGGAUAAAGCUGCAGACGAAGGUUUGGUUAUAGUUACAUCCCCAAGGGUUGGGUUCUUUCGGACAUCUCGAACCAUAAAGGGAAAGCGUGCCCCACCAUCAUGUAAAGAGAAGCAAAUAGUAAAGGAGGGCCAACCCAUAUGUUACGUAGAACAGCUUGGUGGUGAACUGCCAAUCGAGUCUGAUGUAUCAGGGGAGAUCGUGAAGAUUCUUAAAAAGGAUGGAGAGCCUGUUGGAUAUGGUGAUGCACUUAUUGCAAUCUUGCCGUCAUUCCCAGGAAUAAAGCUUCAGUAGCCAUUAUGGUGGUUGUUUCGUUGUGCUAUUAGAAUCACUAAACCGGGAAUUGUGUAUACAGAAAGAGAUGAUCAAAUUUGCUGUUUCGUCCUUUGUUUUCUGUUACAGUUAGCUGUUAGCAAAUUCUUUGCGUUUUAUUACUUUGCCUAUGGUUCUAGGAAGAAACUGAGAAACAAAUACUCCCAAACAUAACCGGAGAUCUAUUUCGAUUUCUUUGAGUAAUAUUUGCAUUUGGUUGUCCAAACUCCAACUUAUGCUUU